Exaiptasia diaphana is the source of this 992-nucleotide messenger RNA. RefSeq names its product mitochondrial basic amino acids transporter-like. The record is from RefSeq and is a predicted model, not a curated record. The transcript is spliced from 5 exons. Gene Ontology annotation, molecular function: transmembrane transporter activity. Gene Ontology annotation, cellular component: mitochondrion. Gene Ontology annotation, biological process: transport. Bases 100 to 984 code for a protein of 294 amino acids. Lineage: Eukaryota; Metazoa; Cnidaria; Anthozoa; Actiniaria; Aiptasiidae.
CACCAAGUGUCAAAAUGAAUGGUUUAAGCUUAUAUUACAUUACUUCUCAUAGCACAAAAGUGUUUUCUUUUAUCAUAUACUUCAGUUAACUGCAGACAAAUGGAGGACUUUAUCGCGGGCUGGUUUGGAGGUUGUGCAGGUGUUAUCGUUGGACAGCCUAUGGACACCAUUAAGGUUCGCAUGCAGGCUAUGGAUGCUACAAAUAGUGGAAAACGGCAUAGCUUUAGAAAAGUCUUUUUCAAUACAAUAAAACAUGAAACAGUAUCAGGUCUUUUCAAGGGUAUGGCUCCUCCACUAACUGCAGUUGCUCUGCAGAAUGCAAUUCUAUUUGGUGUUUAUGGAAACACUCUGAAAUUAUUUGAAGCACAACCAAAUGGCACAUAUUCUCCACACCAUAUAGCAGUGGCUGGAUCAGUGGCAGGGCUUGCACAGUGUUUGAUAAUCGUUCCUUUAGAUCUCGUUAAAAUCAAGCUCCAAAUGCAAACUGAGGCAAAACGGAAGCAAUCUCUUUAUAAAGGACCAAUCGACUGCAUCAAGAAGAUUUAUCAAGUUCGUGGUUUUAAAGGUUAUUUUCAAGGUAUGUCUACAACCAUUCUGCGUGAUGUUCCAGGAUUUGGCAUCUAUUUUGGAGUGUACGAGCUUCUUUGUCAUUGGUUAUCCAAGGUUUUGGAUCAAAAUAGCGCUCUUAUACCGUUGACAUGCGGGGGRMUCGCUGGAGUUAUAUCCUGGAUGUCGACAUUUCCAUUUGACGUCGUCAAGUCGCGUCUUCAAGCCGACGGUAACCAUGGGAACUAUAGAUAUUCAGGGAUUGCUGAUUGUGCUGUGAAGAGUUUCCGYGCUGAAGGAGUGGGCGUGUUUACACGUGGUUURUUACCGACUGUUGUACGGGCGUUUCCUAGUAACGCCGCAAUAUUUUAUGUUUAUAAYUUUUGUUUAAAAAUUCUACAUCAAAAGGAUUUAUCUAUGACUUCAGAAGAAAUAUGAUUUCAUAA